Molecule: messenger RNA, 2826 nt
Organism: Aureobasidium vineae
Lineage: Eukaryota; Fungi; Ascomycota; Dothideomycetes; Dothideales; Saccotheciaceae
Source: the annotation of a GenBank genome assembly
ACACUGAUGCUAUCGCCGGGUCGGGUGAUUCGAGAUAACCAGCAAGCGGUGCUGUUGGGUACCUUGCUCGUCACCGCCGCCCUCGCUCUAGUCGGCUCCUCACCCCGACACUCUCUCACCACCAGCGCUGCGGCAUGGACAUGUCUCUGGGCAUAUACACGCUUUAGGGGUCAUCUCAGCAGCACCGAAGAGUCGCAAGGACGAGUACUGUCAUGGACGGCAGGAGUGCUGUUGGCCCUGUCCAGCGUAUGCGAACGGGCUGUGGAAAAGGGUCACAUAUACUGGGCAAAGGCUUUAAUCCCCGUUCUCGUCUGCGUGGUCGUCAAGGUGGAUGCAUUCGGCACCGCGCGCUUCAACUCGAGUACCGACACUCGGUCUGCAGAAAAACCAAAGAGCGGAGACAAAAGACUUCUAGCAGUGCUUACUGUGUCGGCACUUGUAGCUCUGAGUUAUGUGAGCGACCUGAGGACAACAUUUGCAUCGGGUUGUUGUAAUGCAGUGCUCGUAGCCGUGGUGCUGUCGCUCUUACAGUCUGCCCACCGCGAGACCGUGUCGACCGGCGGUCCCGACGACGGAGUGAUAUCUGUGAGCGGUCUGCUGUCCCAGCCGACCAUCAAGAAAGACACACGACAAGUGCUGGUAGAUGUUUCGUUCGCAGCCGCAUUGGCGCAAUGGCUGUCGGCCUUCGUCCUCGAGGGUUUCAGCACAAGACCAUUCUGGUUUGCAUUUCUACCACAGCAGAUCUUGAUGGUAGUUUUGGGCUUGGGUAUGAUAGUGGUUCAUGUCAUGUUGAACAGAACGAUCAUUCUCGCGGUCGAUAAAUGCGACCAAGUCACAACAGCUUCGACUUUCGUUGUCGCAGCACUUGCCGCCCAACUGGCAGUCGACUUCUCACUAGGACGGCUGUGGUUUGCAUUGUUAUGUCUGCUCUCACUCUACGCCUUUCUCCAUGACCGCUCAACCUCGACGACUCGACACUCUGCGCCAGACGGUCGAGCAAACAUGCGCUCGAGACGCCUCCUCACGCUGCUUCUGCUUGUGUCGCUAGCUUUACUUGCAGCCUUCAGCUUCCGCGAUCGCUUGAUAGAAAGAGUCAUCCCGAUUAUUCCUACAGGCCCUGCUGGUCCCGAGUCACCUCCGUUGCGCGACCAGGAUCUAUCUGUUCCUUUGCAAUACAACGACAGCCAUGUCCAUCCGAUCGAGUAUCUGGCAAGAAACGCCGAGAACGACUUCAGCGCUCUCUUGCAAAGACAGUCACGAACCCUGCAGGAAGCCGUCACCGAGUACAAGCGCCGAUACAACAUCCCACCUCCUCCCCACUUCGACAAGUGGUUCCAAUUCGCCCAGGAUCGCAACGUCCAGCUCAUAGACGAGUUCGACACUAUCUACCACUCGCUGCUUCCGUUCUGGGGUCUGAAGCCUGUAACCAUAAGACGGAGGGUUCAAGAGGCAAUUGGCUUCGAUGGCAACAAUUUGAUUGCUCUGAUGAUACGAGGUGGAAAGGUUNNACACGUACGGAGCGGACAAGAAUGGCAGCAAAAGGCGACGAUCGGCAUGAUGGACAAAUUUAUUCAGUACCUGCCUGACAUGGACCUGGCUUUCAACAUCCACGACGAACCUCGAGUCGUUGUCCCACACGAUGAACUGUCUCGCUUGGUAGACGUAGCGAAGACCAAGAACAUGCCCGCCGCCUUCUUGAACCACAGCCCCAAGGACGCCUUUUCGCCUCGUCCGAAAGACCUGAACCCAGGUGAACGUGUUGACGAGGUCAAGAUCACACGCUUCAACGUAUUUGCUCACCAGCCUACCUGGAUCCCGUCGCGUAUGUCGUGUUCUCCAGACAGCCCUGCUAGAGCGCUGGAAGAGGAAACAACCCCUGACAACAUCGCAUCCUAUGCCAUGAGCGAGCUAGGCUUUGUGUAUAACGACACUGCCUUCAGCGACGUCUGCAACUCUCCUUCCUUUGGCACAUCACACGGCUUCUUUGACCGACCAAAUGCCUUCAACGUUGUGCACGACCUUGUGCCAAUCUUCUCGCAAUCCAAGAUGAGUAGCUUCCAGGACAUCCUAUAUCCUUCGCCCUGGUACUGGUAUGGUAAGGUAACCUACGAUUCACACAAGGACGUGGCCUGGGAUAAGAAAGAAGGCAAGCUUUGGUGGGUUGGUAGCACGACUGGCGGCUUCUCACGCGACGGAGGCUGGCGCCGUCAACACCGUCAAAAGUUUGUGCACAAGCUCAAUGCGCCUGACCAGGCCAAGAUCAUGUACGAUGCACACCUCACUACAGCUACCUCGCACGACGACAAGACUCCCGACUGGCAAACGCGCUCUGUGCCGCGCUCCGACUAUGCAGAACUUAUGGAUGUCCACUUCUCUCAUGUCGGUCAAUGCGAUCCUGGUGAUUGCGAUGCCCAGAAGGAAUUCUUCAAGAUCGUCCCACCAGCCGACCAGCAAGAUGCUUGGAAGUACAAAUAUCUGCUUGAUAUCGAUGGCAAUGCCUUCAGUGGCCGAUUCUAUGCUUUCCUCAAAUCCCACAGCUUGGUGUUCAAGAUGGCAGUCUUCCGCGAGUGGCAUGCGGAGUGGCUCAAGCCCUGGAUCCAUUACGUGCCUCUAAGUCUGAGAGCAGAAGAAGCUCUUGAGUCGGUACGCUACUUUGGAGCUGAGGAGGCCGGCAAAAGCAUGGCUGUAGAAAUGGCUGAACAAGGCAGAGAUUGGAGCAACAAAGUGCUCAGAAACGAAGACUUUGAAGUGUGGUUCUUUAGGCUCUUGCUCGAAUACGGCAGGCUUGUUGACGAUAACAGAGAGAGUAUCGGGUUUGUCGCAUAG